AUGCCAAUUAUUUAUAUGAUUAUGCAGGUUCCAGAAUUUGAAACUCCUGAUGAAAGCAAACAAAAUGAUGUGAACUCUGAACAGUACAAGGGUGGGAACAGCAACUUCACCACACCUAAAGAAACAUUGAAGGGCGUAGGACCCAGUCGGCUGUUUUCUCCACAAGACAAUGUUGAUGCAUCAAUAUUGUCAAUUGCAAGAGAUGUUGAACAGAAUCACAAUAGCACUGAGGUGCUCACAGAGGAUGAGAUAUCGUCAAGAUUACAGCAUCAUUUAUCACAAAUGGAAAAGCUGAAGAAAGAAUUUGGUGAAACACUUGACAAGGGGAAACAGCUGUUCCCAGAAAGUGAUAAAAUGAAAGAAUAUGAACAGAGGUUUGAAGAGAUGACAACAGGAAGUAUUGAUAAAGGCUGGGAUUUUUUCACAUACAAAGACUGGAAAACAUUUGACAUUUUAAUGCUCCCGGAAAAUGAAAGGGCUUUUAAUAAGAUGCACGACAUAGAUGACUUUUUAGAUGAUUUAAAAUUAGGGGGUCAGGUGGUUGAUAGUAAUAUUUACACAAAACAUAUUACUAGGAAUGAGCCAAGCUAUGCUGCAUAUGGACUCAACAAUCAUCUGAAAAGGGUACUCAAACCAACUGAUCAUCAGAAGUCUCCAUUCAAAAUCCAAGGGAUUGAUCUCAACACACAAAGGUUCAGCAAAGAUGAAGAAGAAGUAUGGAGCUGGAUUAAUGGAAGAAAGAACCGAGCAAUGAUUGAGAUAUUCCUCUGGAACAACGUUACUUGCUUGAAGCAUCACAUUCAAAGCCUACAAAUUGGAAAAGAAGUGUUGUUCCAUGUUGUUGAUGCUUAUACAAGCAUACUAAACGAAGAUGAAAAAUUCAGAGCAGCAGAGUCUCCUUAUAGGUUUUUCUGCAGUACAAUGGUGACAAUGGGAAAUGUGGUUAAAGGAAGCCAAUUGGUAGCAAACAGUACUGAUCCAAAUAUAACAUACAUGAAGUUCAAAUCCAACAUGGAUGCAAUUUUGUUCAAGCACAGAGUUGAUAUUAAUCAUGUUGAUCUGGAAGAUUUGUGUUGA
This is a messenger RNA of Daucus carota subsp. sativus, 1077 nucleotides long. RefSeq lists its product as uncharacterized. The record is from RefSeq and is a predicted model, not a curated record. The transcript has 7 exons. Bases 1 to 1077 code for a protein of 358 amino acids. NCBI's taxonomy places the organism in Eukaryota, Viridiplantae, Streptophyta, Magnoliopsida, Apiales, Apiaceae.